GUUUGUCUUUACAUCUUAAAUUUUCCCAAGUGUUUCAUCUUUAGCAUUUUCCUAUCCUGGUGUUGUGUUUCUUCUUUGCAGGAGGAGUUUUUGAAGAAAUACCCAAAUGGAAUUAACCCUGUCAGUGCUAAUGACGUCUUCUUCGGUCUUCAUGCAGUUGUGCUCUGUUUGAUCUAUGCUAUCCAGGCUGCUGUGUAUAAGAGAGGGGGUCAGAGUGUGUCCUGGACAGCCCGGUUCUUGUUGCUUGUUGGCUGGCUUUUUGCCUUGAUCACCUUGUUUGUGGCUGUUGCCAAACAGAUUACCUGGUUGGACUACCUUUACUAUUUCUCCUACAUUAAACUUGGAGUCACUCUUGUGAAGUAUGUACCCCAGGCAUAUAUGAACUACAAAAGACAGAGUACUACAGGAUGGAGUAUUGGCAAUGUGUUACUGGACUUCACUGGUGGAAUCCUCAGUAUUCUGCAGAUGGUCUUAGAGUCUUAUAAUAAUGAUGAGUGGAGGUUGAUAUUUGGGAACCCUACAAAGUUUGGCUUGGGUUUGUUCUCCGUGGUGUUUGACGUUAUCUUCAUAACUCAGCACUACUGUCUCUACAGACACUCAGAGGGUUAUGAAGCUAUUUCAGACCAAGAGGACAACUAAUCUCAACACAGUAUGGCGUGGACAAAAUCUAAAAACAUACAACCAUCUGGGUUUUUGCGACUCAUUUUAUUUAUACCAAUCACCGAGCACAAAUAUUGGUGAUGUGGCCAAUCAAUCAAGUUCCUGGAAAAGACUGAUUUGUGAGGGUUCUGAUUUUUGAUAUCUGUUGUAAUUUCCAGUACCAGAGUUCUUCAAAGAAGAUUUCACAGUUGUUCUUGUCUCCAUGCUGACAAAGCAUCAGCAGUCUGACUUCUUCCAGAUUUGGUAACAUAUUGUUGAAAUCAGCAACAGCACUUUUUACUGUACUGAUGUGCUUACAAUAAGCAACUGUAAUGAAAUAUGAGUUAAGGUUUUAGUAUUUACAAUGAAAUGACAAGCAAACAAAAUCAUCAUGGUACUGUCAUCAUAACAGAAAUCUCACCAGUUUGGUGCAAUAAUUAUUAUAGGAAAGCAAUAUUACCAGCAGCUUUUAAAACACUGAAUUUUUGUACUUGUGAUGUUUGACCUUAUGUGGUGAACACUUAUGUGUGUGAAAAAACAGAAGUCAAAAAUUGCUAAAAUCUUGGGAGAAUGUGUGACAACUGUUUGGGGACAUACCUAAGAAGAGCAUUUGGCUGUGACAAGCAGGUGGAAAAUUCAGUAUGUCCUCUGAAAUAAAAUGGAAUGCUUUUGUCACUGCCCAGCUGUACUCUGAAAUUUUAUGCAUCUUGUUUGCAGUACACAUAUUAAAUAAAUAACAUAAGCACCUCUACCAUAAAUAAGGUAAAGUGUUAAUAUAAAAUACUAAAGAAACAUUUUUAUUUUAUUUUUUUAAAAUUGUGUAUUGCACUCCCAACUGUCUGGAUAUUAUUGCACAGUUAAUAUUGGUUGGUUGUUUAUGUUAAAAAAAUGUUUUAUUGCAAUUGAAUAAAAUUCUCUUUUUUAUAAUAAUAAAUAAAAUUCUAUUUUUGAGUGUAAAAAAAAUCAUGUAAAAGAUGUCUAUUAAAAAUUAUGGAUGCUUUCUAGAUUUGGAGUGUGUGGCUGUUUUUGCAAUCUAUAUGUACAGUGUCUCUGGAAAGUAUUCACAGGGCUUCACUUUUUUCACAUUUUAUGUUAUA
Molecule: messenger RNA, 1736 nt
Organism: Thalassophryne amazonica
Lineage: Eukaryota; Metazoa; Chordata; Actinopteri; Batrachoidiformes; Batrachoididae
Product: cystinosin-like
Exons: 4
Biological process (GO): L-cystine transport
Cellular component (GO): lysosomal membrane
Molecular function (GO): L-cystine transmembrane transporter activity
Source: RefSeq, a predicted model, not a curated record